AAAGAGGAACAUUUUACUGACAACACCCUUGGACUAGGGAUACCUUGAGAUUUACUAAGAACAUCUCUUUUUUCUUGCACCGUUACACUUGUUGGACUGCGAAUCUUAACAGCUUCCCCCAGUAGAUAAGCAGGGUUUGUACUGAUUGGCCCAGAUGUGCUGGAAGGCCGGCCUCCAUUGACCAUCAACCAAUCCACAAGGAAAGUGCAGAUCUGAUGCUUGAAACUACAAGAAGGUUCUUAUGUUGGGGAGCCCUGUGCUAGCAGGUGGCAUUCAGUUAAAUGGAGGAGCAAGAGAGAAGCAGGUCUCCGUCUCGAAGGACCAGUCGGGUGGAGCAGGUGGUUGGGCGGUGGCUGCGGCGCACCCGUGACUCCAGCAGCAGGGAGAGGACGCUAGGAGAUGGAAAGUCGGGUGAAGUUGGCUCAGACCAGCGGAACUUCCCCAUCCGGGUCACUGUGCAGAUCCUGCGGGACCCCCUGCUGGAUUCUCAUGGGUUCACCAUCUCCACCCAGCCACCCAUCCUGGUGCAGGAUGUCACUGCAGGUGGCCCUGCAGAGGGAAGACUUGUUCCGGGUGACCAGGUGCUGAAGAUCAACAGUGUUGCGAUAGACGACCUCUCCUCAGAGCAGGCAGCUGACAUCAUCAGGGAGUCACAGGACUCAGUAACCAUGACAAUCCUCAGACACACAGUGGGGCCGAAGUCAUCCUUCAUCACUGCAGAGAAGAGGGCACGUCUGAGGACCAAUCCGGUGAAGGUGCGCUUCGCAGAGGAGGUGGUGGUCAACGGUCACUCUCAGGGAAACUCGCUGCUCUUCCUGCCCAACGUUCUGAAGGUCUACCUGGAGAAUGGCCAGACUAAGGCCUUUAAAUUUGAAGCUACCACCUCUGUGAAGGACAUUGUGAUGACUCUGAAGGAGAAGCUCUCCAUCCGCUGUAUAGAGCACUUUGCUCUGGUCCUGGAGCAGCAGUACAGCAUCACCAAACUACUGCUGUUGCACGAUGAGGAGCUCAUUCAACAGGUGGUGCAGAGGAAGGAGUCCCAUGACUACAGGUGUCUGUUCCGCGUCUGCUUCAUGGCCAGAGACCCCCUGCACAUGCUGCAGGAGGACCCCGUGGCCUUUGAGUACCUCUACCUGCAGAGCGUCAGUGACGUGCUACAGGAGCGUUUCGCCAUGGAGAUGAAGUGCAACACCGCCCUGCGCCUGGCGGCCCUGCACAUCCAGGAGCGGCUGGCCAGCUGCGGCCAGACGCACAAGACCUCCCUCAAGAGCAUCACGAAAAACUGGGGUAUUGAGAACUUUGUGUCCCCAACCCUGCUGAGGAAUAUGAGAGAGAAAGACCUGAGAAAGGCCAUCAGCUACCACAUGAAGAAGACCCAGGCCCUCCUGGAGCCUCGGCAGAAGGUGAUAUCGGCAGCACAAGCUCGGCUGAACUACCUGAACCAGCUCGGGGAACUCAAGUCGUACAAUGGGAAGUCUUUCAGUGCUACCAUGAUGCUCCAGGACAGAGAGUCCAUGGUGAGCCUUCUGGUGGGGGCCAAGUACGGCGUCAGCCAGGUGAUCAACCACAAGCUGAACAUCAUGACCACCCUGACCGAGUUCAGCAGCGUCAGCCGAGUGGAGCUGCUGCCGGAGUCCGACAAGGUCAGCCUGGUCAAGAUCUACCUGCAGGAUGUCAAGCCCAUCACACUGAUGCUGGAGUGCCAAGCUGCAAAAGACCUGUCCUGCCUGGUGGCUGGCUACUGCAAGCUGCUAGUGGACCCAACGCUGUCCAUCUUCUCCUGGCCUGGGAGCCCCAAGGUGCACCGCAUUUCGGCCGAGGAAGGUUACGUGUCAAGGGGUUGUAGUGACUCAGAGGAGUCCUCUGAAUUGGACUCCACCGACAUGCUGGUCAACCUGCGCUUCUCCAGUGACGACACCAGGGCGGCACCAGAGGGCGAUCACCAGGCAGUGGAACAGAGGCAGAAAAACGAGAGGGAAAAAGGAGGGAGAGAAGGAGAGGGGGCGGAGCUUCAGCAGAAUGAGCCUGUGGCAGUGGGGUCAGGAGGGCGUGAGGGGGCGGAGGGUGGAGAAGUGGUGGAGGAGAGAGCUGAAGAGCACGCUGGCGAGGACGUACUGUCCGAGGCGUCGGACUCCUGCCGCACUGACUCCCGUUUCAACCCCAGCCUCUCCAGCGACUCCAUGGACGCCUUGGAGGAAGACGACCUUGUAGCCUGUUCCUCCAGCCAUCCCUACCACACUUACCUUCCUGACAUACAUGCACAGCACAAACCAGAGGGCUACGGGGGCACCUGCACCAAUGACACCCUCAGCCCCCGUCCUGCUAGCAUCAGCAAUGACAGUGACCCUUGCCUGUGCUUCGCUGACCUCUCCCGCAUGCCAGACUGUCUCCCCAGCCCGCCAGAAGCCAGCGAGGAAGAGGAGGAAGAGGAGGAGGCACAGCGCGACGUGUUCACCUUUGAGGAGAACGACGCGCGGCACUACUACAACAUCUGCUCCAACGUCACGCCUGACAGCGCGCGCAGCCUCUCCCAGCCCCGGCCCUGCCACGCCCAGGAAGAGGCGGGGCCAAACCCGCCGCAGGACAUGGAGCCAAUCCCCAUCCUCCAGCCGCCGCCCGGAUUUGGAGACAGCAGCUCGGAGGACGAGUUUUUCGACGCGCAAGAAAUGUUCAUGUCUCCAGAGGUUUCGGUGGCGGGGGAGGACACCACAGAAACAGGGAGGGAGACGAGCGGCAUGACUCGCACACUGAGCCUCAGCGAUAUCGGAGUCAGUGUGGCGGAACGGGGGAGGGACGAGGACCAAGAGGGCAAGGGGGCGGGGCUCCCGCGGCACGCGAGGAAGAAGUCCCGCAAGCGGCGCUCCUACAUGGAGACGGACUACACCUCGCAAGUGUCCUUCCCGGGACAGGGCAGGGACGCAGCGGACGAGGACCAGCUCUGCUGCGUGGAUAGCCAGCACCCAUGCCCCACGGUCUCCUUCCUGAUCAGCUCGGAGGGGGAGCCGGCCCUGCUGGAGUCCAAGCCCAUCUUCGGCUCCGGCUGCCAUCUGCUGGACCCCCUCCACCAUGGCCCAGAGAGCCAGGAGGCCAGCAGGAGCAAGCGGCUGUCCUCGGAGCUGAUGGAGAUGGAGCCGGACACCAUGGAGUCCAAGUCAGUGACGGAGCUGGUCUCCGCAGCCUUGCCCCAGAUCAUGGCAGUGCGGUGCCGUCUGGGGCCGGAGGGGAGAGAGUCAAGCUCCAGGCAGCCCACGGAGACAGAGAGCGACUUUUCCGACACAGAGGGAAAAGUCAGCACUGACAAGGACUCUGUGGAAGGAGGAAGGAGAGGAAGCACUGAAGAACAGCAAGGACAGAAUUCAACGGAAAAAUCACAGAGGAAGCUAUCAGCCCCCUGUUUGGACUGGGGGGUGGAUGCUGAAGAAGGACUUGUACUAUCUAAAGUUAGGACUUCCCCUGUCCAGCCAUCGCAGCUUCCUCUAACACAAACUGCUGUCCCAACCAUAUCCGACGUCUCAAGCUCCCAAGAGGAUGAGGAAGAGGGGACGAGUGAAAAGCAGGGCCUGGAAGAGGCAUCUCACAGCAUCCCCCCAGGAAAGCCUGAGGGAAGCAAAGCUUGUUUGCCCUUGGCACUCAAAAAGGGAAUUUCCCUCAGUCACGAGAGUCUCGUGUGUCUCAGAGGUGAGGUAGCUUCUGCCACUACCAGUUCUACUGCAGUCAUAGAGGUUGGCGCCACAACAAAAGACACAGGCGGUUUCAAAUUUCGAGGCUGCCCGUCAGGCAUCGUGGGUAGGCUGUCCGCCUCCACCCUGCGAGGCAAGAUCCACAGUCUGCCGUGGUACUUGUACCGGUCACACGAGGCUUUAAGCAGCUAUGAAGGCAGCACCACAAACAAGAGUAGUGGUUCACGAAGGUUCUCCGACACCAGCCAGGGUGCCACAGAGAUCACAGAGGAUGCGGAAGAUAUCCCCGAGGUGGCGGAUGAAGUCACUGAGAUCACAGAUGAACUCACAGAGGAAGACUCAGAGGAAGUCACAGAGAUGGCCACCGAGGUCACAGAGGACAUCACGGAAGUGGCCCCUCAAGUGCUGGAGGAUGUGACUGAGAUUAUCACUGCAUCCCCUCGCACAGUUCUGCCAUCACUAACCCAUGAUGAUCCAGUUGUGGGUGUGAGCCCUCAGGAGGCUGUGGCACAGGCAGGUUGCCAGUUGUCUCAGGCAGAAGCUGAGGAAAGGGACCUACCCACUGCGGUAUGUGGAGUCUUUACACACUGUGAGUCUAAGCAGCCCCAGCCCUGGGCCCACCCCUGCCCGGAGGGGAAAGCCAGCUUCGGGUGCAGCUCAAUGUCACCCCUGGAAUGUCCCUCCUUACCCGAAGAGGCUCCGACCCCCAUGGAGGUCUGCGGGUGUCAGACCGUCUACACUAACUGCUUCAGCGGGGCGCUGGAUGGGAGCAGCUUCGACGAGGAGCUCACAGUGUACGAGUUUUCCCGCCGGACGCAAGGGAUGGAGGGGGCUCCCUUAAUGACCACCCCGCCUUCCUCCUUCUCUUCAUCCUCCCUGUCUUCCUCCCCUUCUUCCUCCAUCUCCCCUUUCUCCCGAGGCGUCCUCCCCGCUUCCUCCUCCACCGAGCUCAGCCCUCUGCUGUCUCCUCUGGACCCUGCCGACUGCUACCCGCCCGAGUCCCUGGAGGACACCCUUAACCAGCUGCGUAACCGGCGCUACGGCCUCCCGGGGGGGUUCUCCGCGAUACAGCGGGACGUGGAAGAGCUCCUGGCCCUCCUGCAGGGCCGGGGGGUAGAGCCCCACAGCCUGCGGGGGGGCCAGCACCACCGGGAGACCUGCGUCGAGCACUUCUCUGAGAACAAGCGCCUCCUCCACGCUGAGGCGCGCAAGCUGAUGUCGGGCUGCCAGCGGGUGACCCGGGUGGGCCAGACCCCCGAGGAGACGCUGCGGUGCCUGGCGGAGAGCUUUCGCACGCUGGUGCAGCUGGCCAGCGUCUGCCUGUGGUUCUCCAGCUGCGCCCGCUGCGAGGGGCGGCACGAGGAGGCGCUGGGCGGCCUGCGGGAGGUCGCCAGGACGUACAUGGAGUUCGCCCAGGCAGCCGAGCGGGCCGGCGGGAGGAAGAGCUGCCACGACCUCAGCGUCAAGCUGCUGGCCCGCCAGUGCACCGCGCUGACCGCCUCUGUCUUCUGCCUCACGCAGCUGUUCCGGACCCUCACCGCUCUCUGA
Messenger RNA from Megalops cyprinoides (Indo-Pacific tarpon), 5228 nucleotides. Its product is annotated as FERM and PDZ domain-containing protein 1-like. The coding region runs from base 282 to 5228 and encodes 1648 amino acids. Gene Ontology annotation, cellular component: cytoskeleton. The record is from RefSeq and is a predicted model, not a curated record. Gene Ontology annotation, molecular function: protein binding. NCBI's taxonomy places the organism in Eukaryota, Metazoa, Chordata, Actinopteri, Elopiformes, Megalopidae. The transcript has 17 exons.